AUGGCCGAGGGUAGUAUGCCUGGGAUGCCUGAAACUGAUAUAACAGCCCUAACUGAAGCACUUUAUGCUCAACAACAACUACUGCAAAAGCUUUACUCUGAACUGGAUCAGGAAAGAGAAGCAUCAUCUACUGCAGCUGAUGAAGCUCUAUCCAUGAUACUGCGCCUGCAAGGAGAAAAGUCUGCCAUGAAGAUGGAAGCAAGUCAAUAUAAGAGAUUGGCAGAGGAAAAGAUAUGUCAUGCUGAGGAAGCUCUUGCAAUAUUUGAAGAUCUCAUUUAUCAGAAAGAAAUGGAAAUUGCUUCUCUUGAGUUCCAACUUCAGGCUUAUAGGAAUUCCUCAACAAGAAAAGCACUACGGAUAAAGACAGAGACAGAGACAGAGACAGAGAGAGAGAAAGAGAAAGAGAAAGAGAAAGAGAAAGAGACAGAGAGAGAGAAAGAGACAGACCCAUGA
Molecule: messenger RNA, 453 nt
Organism: Prunus armeniaca (apricot)
Lineage: Eukaryota; Viridiplantae; Streptophyta; Magnoliopsida; Rosales; Rosaceae
Source: the annotation of a GenBank genome assembly